AUUGAUCCUCAUGCCUCAAGGUCGGCACCUGGUUCCAGCCAUGUUGUUUCAGUUAUAUCUGAAAGAUUUGCUUGCUGCUGCUGAUGCAUUGAUCUUCCUUUUGUAUUGUUGAGCAUCAGUAUUGAUCCUUGACACACAAUCCUUGUCAUGCUAUUUGAAGAGCGUUCUUGCUAAUGCAAGGCAACUCAGUGGUGGCAGAGAGAUUUUACAGCCCAGAUGCAGCUGAAGCGAAAUUGGCCCCAACUAGAAGGUUCUUCCUUGAUGCUUCCAGGCUAAGAGUCACUGAAGGUUAUGAUGGACAGAGCAGGGCACCUGAGUCUUGAGCAUACCCUUUGCUUAUAAAUGCAAAUACAAAGAGCAAUAACAUUGCUCUUGUAUUAUACCUGUCCAUAUAUUUUGCUCAACAGGGAACUUUGAGCUGUGACUUAUGGCUUUGUCAUGAAGAUGGAAGUUGAGAAAGGGUAAUAAUAAAUGUGGGUAACAAAUUUUCAAUUGAGCA
This is a messenger RNA of Rubroshorea leprosula, 499 nucleotides long. NCBI's taxonomy places the organism in Eukaryota, Viridiplantae, Streptophyta, Magnoliopsida, Malvales, Dipterocarpaceae. The record is from the annotation of a GenBank genome assembly.